AUGAGAAAACUAACUCUCAGACUCCUUCCUUGCCAUAAAAAACUGGUCAUCUUUCUCAGUUUUGCCUUGAUCAUCAUCAUGCUGUUCACUCCGGCUGUACGCAACUCGGUUUUCUAUCCCGUGUGGCCCUUCGCUUGGAGAGAGUUGGGAACCCUGGACGCCAUCCAGAUUCAGUUUUUCGCCCAGAAUAUAUUGGAUGUGGAGGCGGUAGCUUCGUGUCCUUCAAGGUCUCCUCCAACAGUCAAGCUAUCUGAUGUGGACAGGUCCCGGAUGAAAACCUACACAGAUGUUGACAGUAGUAAACUUCGCAAUCCAGAGCACCAACGAUUCCUGCCUUCUAUGACUGUGGAGGACAAAGUCAGACUAUUACAUACAUAUAUGGUUCUCGCCGAAGCACUGAAGACUGUGAGAGUCGAGUUCUUCUUUGUUCAAGGUUCUUUACUGGGCGUCCAUAGACACAAAGGACUAAUCCCCUGGGAUGACGACAUCGAUAUUGCCGUGAAUGUAUCAGACUGGAAGUUGGUUCGACACGGUCUCUCCUGCAUCGAAGGCUUUGGACUUUCAGUUACAAAUUACAUGCAUUGGAAAUUUUUCUCCAACAAUUCCCAGUCCAGUCCAGGUUUCCCUUUUGUCGACAUCUUUUUCUACACGGAAAACAAACACUUCAUCUGGGCAAUGUCCAAAUCUACGUCCUAUUAUCUAGUCUUUCCUAAAGCUGAUACAUUCCCUCUGACCACUGGGCAGUUUGAAGGACUCAGAGUUCCGGUGCCUAAAAACGUGGACAUGUUGUUGAAAGUUCGUUACAACUACGACACAUGUCAGUCACGUAGUAUGAACCAUAAAAGCCACCAGGUCAUGAGCUGGUCGCAGAUUUCCGACAUUCCCUUGCGCGUCAUUGACUUAUCUCUACCAGAUGUACCACCUGACGGCGACGUAGAGAUAGUCCAGUAUUAUCUUUUUGUUGGUUUCUGGUUGUUUCUUGCUUCAACUGUCCGCCUCCCCAACACAGCUGCCUGA
Candidula unifasciata is the source of this 1017-nucleotide messenger RNA. The record is from the annotation of a GenBank genome assembly. NCBI's taxonomy places the organism in Eukaryota, Metazoa, Mollusca, Gastropoda, Stylommatophora, Geomitridae.